AAUAUGCUCAUGUUAGUGUGAGUAUGUUUUAGAUGGGUGAGUCCAAAGUGGCAAAUCUGCCAGGAUUGUCGCAUCCACAUCUUAUGUAUGUAUCACUCACUCAUUGUCGCCCACAUCUUUGAGAAUCUUAAGCACCACGUACUUGAAUAUUCAUAUGGAGAUGUUCAGUUUCGAGCUUAGACACAAAAACUACGUAACUAUCAACACAGUAUCAGUGGGUAUUCAACAUGAAAGUCGCAGUAUUCAGCUUUCAAGAGUAUGAAAGGACCGCCCUUGAGCGGUUCAACCAAAGGUUUCAAUAUGAGUUGGUCUACUUCUCGGCGCCCCUUUCAACCGAGACUGUUUCGCUAGCAGCUGGCAGCGUUGCCGUCUCCACGUUUGUCAGUGACCAUGUUGAUGCUGAAGUGUUGGAAGUAUUGGCAGAUGCAGGAAUCAAACUGGUCGCUCUGCGCUGUGCUGGCCACGAUAGCGUGGAUUUACAGGCGGCAUCAGAAAACCACAUUACUGUCAUGCGAGUCCCAGCCUACUCAUCCUACGCGAUUGCGGAAUACACCAUUGGCAUACUCUUGACUCUCAAUCGCAAUAUCCACAAGGCUUCAACCCGUGUGCGGACUGGCAAUUUUGAUCUGAACGGCCUUGUUGGAAGUAAUAUAUACGGGAAAACAGUGGGCAUAAUCGGCACGGGGCGUAUCGGGGCCGCGGUAGCCACAACAUUGAAACUUGGAUUCGGUUGCCGUGUCAUUGCAAAUGAUCUCGAUGCACAUCUUGAACUGGAAAAGAUCGGAGUGGACUAUGUGGACCAGGACACGCUUUUUCGUUCAUCCGACUUCAUUUGCCUCCAUUGCCCCCUGACCAAGCAAACGAGGCAUAUCAUAAACCCAGAGAGUCUGCAACUGAUGAAACCGGAGGUCAUCUUAGUCAAUACAAGCAGAGGAGGCUUAAUAGAUACGCCAGCGCUCCUCGAUUCACUCGAAAAUGGCCGAAUUCGCGGCUGCGCACUGGACGUGUACGAGAGGGAAAAUAGCCUGCUCUUCCAGAAAUCCUCAAUGGAAGAGAUCGAUGAUCCGACCCUCAAGCGACUGGUUAGCCUACCAAAUGUGAUUCUUACCGGGCACCAAGCCUUCUUAACGCAGGAAGCCAUCGACGCUAUAGCAGAGACUACGUUGAAGAAUAUACAAAAUUUCUUAGCCGGGAAAGUCGAUGUUAACAGAGCCGUUGAAAAAUAUAAGUGAGGAUUACAGAAACAAAAGCCGCGUAUCGAGAAUUAAGCCAUCCCAUCCAUUAUGAAAGGGGUUAUUAAACUUACUUGGUUUCCCCUUGGUUCUCGAAGAAUAGCAGAGCACCCCGACUGGGAGACGGACCGUUCCUUGCAUCACGGGACUCAGGUGCUCAGCCACAUACCAGACUAGCAAAUUAAUAGAAUCACUGAGAAACGCCGGUUUUCUCUCAUUGUGCGACUUUCUGGCUGAGCGUCUCUCGCCUGAAGGUGGAAUUUUAGGGUUUAGUUACAGUCUAUAUGCAGUGCUUCUAAUCGUCUAGGCAUGGCGCAUUCUACCCUAAUACCGGCCUAAUUCCGCUCUUGUGGUUCUGGUCUGUAGUGCCUACGUUUGGUCUUCGAGCGUCCGUCAGUCAGCUGGAUGGCAAGCGGAGACAGACGGAGAACCGAGGGCGGGAUGGCCAGAGCUCGAUGGAA
Blastomyces gilchristii SLH14081 is the source of this 1693-nucleotide messenger RNA. RefSeq names its product alcohol dehydrogenase. The coding region runs from base 228 to 1232 and encodes 334 amino acids. The transcript has a single exon. Gene Ontology annotation, molecular function: oxidoreductase activity, acting on the CH-OH group of donors, NAD or NADP as acceptor; NAD binding. NCBI's taxonomy places the organism in Eukaryota, Fungi, Ascomycota, Eurotiomycetes, Onygenales, Ajellomycetaceae. The record is from RefSeq and is a predicted model, not a curated record.